Molecule: messenger RNA, 927 nt
Organism: Mycosarcoma maydis (corn smut)
Lineage: Eukaryota; Fungi; Basidiomycota; Ustilaginomycetes; Ustilaginales
Exons: 1
Coding region: 1-927 (308 amino acids)
Biological process (GO): ribosome disassembly; mitochondrial translational initiation
Cellular component (GO): mitochondrion
Molecular function (GO): translation initiation factor activity; ribosome binding
Source: RefSeq, a predicted model, not a curated record
AUGAGGGCAUCGCUUCAGGCAGCUGGUGCUCUCAAAGGAGCUAUGCGCAGCUUUACGUUGCCCCUGCCUCGACCUUCAAUUGUGUUGACGGUGGUUCCACAAGCAGUCUCUAGUUGGUCAAAAGUGUCCUCCUCUCCCCACGAAAGACUCUUCUCGACCACACCAUGCGCCUCGGCAGCUCCGCUGUUGUCCUCGGGAAAAUCGACAGCCUCAUCUGAAGCAUCAGUCGCAAAAGGCCCCAUUCGAGACGAGGCCAUCAUUCCGCUCUCGUCGUACGUCCGUCUGGUCGAUCCGAAAACUGGCUCGCUUGCAGGUCCAUUCAACACACGUCAGAUCCUCGCCAAACUCGACCGCACCAAAUUCUUCCUCCAGCAAGUAGCACCCGCACAAAGCUCUCGUGCUACGAUUGACUACGACCCGUCCUCUCCGCCUUCGACUGUCGACGCUUCGCAGUUGGUCCAAUUCGCGAUCUGCAAACUGAUCGACAAGAAGGAAGAAUUCGAUCGUCUCCGAAACCUCAAACGCAAAUCGCACAAUGGCUCUUUCAACCAGACAGCAGCUAACAGCACCAGCUCGAGCAAGGAGGUGCAGCUCACUUGGAGCGUCAGUCCGAACGAUCUAGCGCAUAAGCUGGGGAAAGCCAAAAAGGAGAUGUUGAAAGGUGCUAGGAUCAACGUGGUAAUUUCGACCAAGCCCGGGGGGAGAAAGUACAUUAAGGGGUUGAAUCCGGAGCUGGACGAGCAGAGAGGACGGCUGUUGGAGCAUAUCGAGGAGUUCCUGUGCACAGACACUCAGGAUGCUCAACAAACGGCCGAGCAAGCAGAGGAGAAGGGAUCGGCGAGAAUAGCAAGAAGACUGGGCGAAAUUGAUUGGCAAAGAGGUGGUUCGGCUGCCGUCAUGUCUUUCGAGUGCUUCAGAAAUAAAUAA